Coregonus clupeaformis (lake whitefish) is the source of this 2542-nucleotide messenger RNA. Its product is annotated as kinesin-like protein KIF2C. The transcript has 22 exons. The record is from RefSeq and is a predicted model, not a curated record. Bases 127 to 2253 code for a protein of 708 amino acids. Lineage: Eukaryota; Metazoa; Chordata; Actinopteri; Salmoniformes; Salmonidae. Gene Ontology annotation, biological process: microtubule-based movement. Gene Ontology annotation, molecular function: microtubule binding; microtubule motor activity; ATP binding.
CCGCUGACGAGAAAGGACUUUCGAACCUUUGGCGGUUGAUUGGGAUUUGUUUGGUGCUUGCCUGUAGCCAGCUAGGUUGGAUGUAAAUAACUUUUAAAAACUUGGCAAGUGAGCUGACGCAUUAACAUGGAUUCAACUAUGUCGAAUCUUCUUGUUGGGCUAUCAGUCAACAUCCAACGAAGCGACGGGCGAGUGCAUCCUGCAAACGUCAAAUCUGUGGAUUCCACAAAGAGAACUGUGAUGGUUGAAUGGUUUGAGAAAUCUGUAUGCAGGGGAAAAGAGCUCGAAAUGAAUGAAUUAUGGCCCCUGAACGAAGCACUUUUUGAGCACAUGAAACCAACUAGUACACCUGCUCCUCCAGAGAAGAAAUAUGAAAGCCGUCUCCGUUCAUCCAGGAUCCCUGCUCCUUCCAUUCCUUCUGCUCCAGCGGGUCCUCCUGAGGAGACAGUUCCACUUCCAAGAAAGUCUACACGGCAGACAUGCUUGUUCCAGACCCCUGCUCCUGUCUCUGAGCCUGCUUCUAAGACUAAGCAUGACUCCCUGUCUUCAGAGUAUCCUCCCUCUGUCCUCAAAGCUUCAGGUGUGCCCAACCGAGAGGGGAAGAGGAACAAUCAGAGACAGACUGCUGUCCUGCCUCCAGUCAACGAGGACCUAAAGGAGAAUGAGGCCAAGAGUGUCUCCUCAGUCACCUCAAACAGACGGAGAUCAGUGCUACCCCAAGACAUGAGCAAACCAGUGUACAAAAGAUUGUCCCAUGCAGUCAAGAGCUCUGACAUGGUGCCCAAGAAAGGAAAAUUUGAAGACUCAAACCGACCGAACAAGCAGUUUUACCAGAUGAUUGAAGAGUUCAGAGAGACCUUGGAAGUACUUCCUUUAUCUCCAUCUGAUACGGUUGAAGCUCAUAGAAUCUGUGUGUGCGUUCGCAAGCGUCCUCUCAACAAUAAAGAGGUGACUAAGAAAGAGAUUGAUGUGGUGUCUAUCCCUGGUAAUGGAACGAUGCUCCUUCAUGAGGCCAAGCAGAAAGUGGAUCUGACAAAGUACCUUGACAACCAGGUCUUCCAUUUUGACUACUCCUUUGACGAGUCAUCCACCAAUGACUUAGUGUACAGGUUCACUGCCAAGCCUCUUGUCCAGACCAUCUUUGACGGAGGGAUGGCAACUUGUUUUGCUUACGGACAAACUGGAAGUGGUAAAACUCACACAAUGGGAGGAGAUUUUUCAGGGAAGAGCCAGAACAGCGCCAAAGGGAUCUAUGCCAUGGCAGCUCAGGAUGUGUUCGCCCUCCUGAAGCAGAGGAGAUAUUCCAGUCUGGACCUGUGUCCCUAUGUGACCUUCUUUGAGAUCUACAACAGCAUGGUAUUUGAUUUGCUGAACAAGAAGGCCAAGCUGAGAGUGCUAGAGGAUGAGAAACAACAGGUCCAGGUGGUCGGCCUGCAGGAGAUGUACGUGUCGUGUGCUGAAGACGUCAUCAAGAUGAUUGAGAUGGGCAGUGCAUGCAGGACUUCUGGCCAGACAUCAGCCAACGCCAACUCGUCUCGCUCCCACGCCAUCCUGCAGGUGAUCCUGCGGAGGAGGAAGCAGGUGCACGGGAAGUUCUCCCUGGUGGACCUGGCGGGGAACGAGAGGGGUAUUGACGUUCGCAGCAGUGACAGACAGACCCUCGUAGAGACGGCCGAGAUCAACCGCAGCCUGCUCGCUCUCAAGGAAUGCAUUCGCUCCUUGGGGAUGGACAGCCACCACAUCCCCUUCAGGAUGAGCAAGCUGACACAGGUGCUCCGAGACUCCUUCAUCGGAGAGAACUCCAGGACAUGCAUGAUUGCAAUGGUGUCUCCUGGAAUGUCCUCAUGCGAUUCCACUGUAAACACACUACGCUAUGCAGCCAGAGUGAAGGAGCUGAACGGGACGUCAAAGGUGAAUGAUGCUGAUCUUCCCAAGAAGAUUGAGAUGGAAGUUGAGGACAGCUCUUCAUCAGAAGAGGACUCCAUUGUGCCCAUGACCGAUGUGUACGAGGCCAUAUCCCAGGUGUACGAGGCCAUAUCCCAGGUUUCUGAGCUGGAGGAAAGGGUACACGAGGAGUUGAUGGGAGCCAGUAAUAUUCUCAAGCCAAUGGAGAUGCCAUCAUAUGACAUUGAGGCUGGGGUGACAGAUAUUGUGGACUAUGCAAGAAAAUUACUGGACACAGUCCUGGCAUUGCAGUCUGCCAUUGAUGGAGAGCGACUGGCAAGGAUGUCACCCAAAUCAGGUUAUUGCUGAGAGGGACAGCCACUCAACUUGUUCACUUGGACAUAUUUUUCUAAUAAGUUUCAUGGAGUUGUUUUCUCAUGCAAUAACUAUUAACCAUUGUGCAAGGGUUCAAUUGGGCAUAAAUUCCCUUCCGCUAACUUUAAUUAAUGGUAAAUGAAAGAAAACAGCCUCUCACUACAUACCAUAAAUGUCCAUGAAAGUAUGUUAACAAUUCAUGUUUUAAAUUGAUUUGUAUUCAAACUGGAGAUUUGUCCAACAUUUAAAUGAUUUAUGAAUAUAAUAAAGGUCUUUACCGGUA